Messenger RNA from Pogoniulus pusillus (Red-fronted tinkerbird), 2100 nucleotides. It is a transcript of the gene EDA, whose product is annotated as ectodysplasin A. NCBI's taxonomy places the organism in Eukaryota, Metazoa, Chordata, Aves, Piciformes, Lybiidae. The coding region runs from base 92 to 1168 and encodes 358 amino acids. The record is from RefSeq and is a predicted model, not a curated record. Gene Ontology annotation, cellular component: membrane. Gene Ontology annotation, molecular function: death receptor agonist activity; tumor necrosis factor receptor binding; death receptor binding. Gene Ontology annotation, biological process: animal organ development; immune response. The transcript is spliced from 8 exons.
CCGCGCAGCCCCGCGGCGGCUCGGCUCGGCUCGCCCCGGCCGAGCAUGGAGCAGUAGCAGCACGGCGCCUCGCCGCUCCGUCCCGCCGGCCAUGGGUGCGGAGCGCAGAGCGGAGGCGGCGGCAGCGGCAACGCCCCGCGGUGCUUGCGCCUGCAGCGGCGGCGGUAGCUGGCGGCUUUUCCUCGGCUUCUUCGCGCUGUCGCUGGCGCUGCACGUCCUGACGCUGGGCUGUUACCUGGAGCUGCGCUCUGAACUCCGCCGCGACCGAGGCCCGCAGCCCGCGGCACCCCCGCGGCGAGACGGGACGGCGGCGGCAGCUCCGGGCUCCCCGGUCACCGGCCGCCCGCAGCGGCCCGCCGAGGGCGGAGACCGCCGCCAGCAGCUGGCCUUGCUGAACUUCUUCCACCCUGAAGACAAGCUGCACGUUGGAGAAGAAGGCAGAAGGGUCCGACGCAACAAGAGGAGUAAAGGCAGCGAAGGGCCAGACGGUCCAAGCUCAGUGAAAAACAAGAAGAAGGGUAAGAAGGCUGGUCCUCCAGGGCCCAAUGGUCCCCAAGGGCCACCAGGUCCUCCUGGGCCCCAGGGUCCUCCUGGCAUUCCUGGCAUCCCGGGGAUUCCUGGCACAACUGUCAUGGGACCACCCGGCCCCCCUGGCCCACCGGGCCCUCAGGGACCACCUGGGCUGCAGGGCCCCUCAGGUGCCACGGACAAGGCUGGCUCCAGAGACAUCCAGCCAGCUGUGGUCCACCUCCAAGGCCAAGGCUCAGCAAUCCAAGUCAAGAAUGAUCUUUCAGGUGGAGUCCUCAAUGACUGGUCUCGCAUCACUAUGAACCCCAAGGUGUUUAAGCUGCAUGCCCGCAGCGGGGAGCUGGAGGUACUGGUGGACGGCACAUACUUCAUCUAUAGUCAGGUAGAAGUAUACUACAUAAACUUCACAGAUUUUGCCAGCUACGAGGUGGUGGUGGACGAGAAGCCCUUUCUGCAAUGCACUCGGAGUAUUGAGACCGGCAAGACCAACUUCAAUACCUGCUACACGGCCGGGGUCUGCCUGCUGAAAGCCAGGCAGAAGAUCGCCGUCAAGAUGGUCCACGCGGACAUCUCCAUCAACAUGAGCAAGCACACGACGUUCUUCGGGGCCAUUCGCCUGGGAGAUGCACCAGCCUCCUAGAGGCACUUGGCGUGUCCAAGGAGACCUGGAACUGCACGAGAGCUGCUGUUGAUAAGCGUUAUCAGUAUUUCAGGGGGUUCUGUAAUCCGGCCAUCGAGAGAAAACCAAACCUGACGAUCCAGAGCUAUUUAUUGCUAGCUGUGAAGGCAGGAAGCACAAGCGUCCUUCUGCGACUCGCCUGGAGCCUCGGCCAGCUGCGGGAGCCUUGUGAGGAGGGGGAGGAAGGCCUGGCGCGUCUGCCUCGCCUGGCUGUUUCAAGUAUUACUGCACUGAUGCUCUGCUCUGUGAUCUUCACACGAGGCUUGUGGAGAGCGGUGGGGGUCUCUGCUUUUAUGUUGCACUAGCAAGAGCAGCCCAGGCGGUAGCAGGAGAAGACAGACCUGUUGUGUCCAAGUUGUCCUGUUCUGCACACUGACCGAACGCGAGCAAGGGGUGUGUGUAGUGGGGAGGGGGGGUUCUGGUUUUCUGCCCUGCCAGGUGGGGCCGGGAGGGCCACGGGGUUGCGAAGAGAGGUAGGUAAAGACAGAGUCGGUGGUGUUUACAUUCAUCCUCAGGAGGGCGAGCCAGGAGGGAGGAGUGCCUCUACCUAGAGCUUGGAAGCAGGCUGCAAGAGAGGAGGAGUCCUUCGUAGAGCAGGCUUAGUGGCUAGGAAGCUGCCUCCAGGUUGCAGAAACCACCCCGGUCCCCACCCACAGGCCGAUCGCCGGUUCCAGCACCUCUGCUCCUUUCAAGCUCCUGCCAUUACCCCAGAGGUAGACCUUGCCCUCCCCGGGGCUGCCUUAAAACGUACUGCUGCUGUUACAGCGACCUGUGUUUUUGUCAGGGGGUUUUGUCUGGGCUUGGGGGUUCAUUUUUUCGUUUGGGUUUGUUUUUUUUUCCCUCUUUUCGGUGGGGUGUGUUGGGGUUUUUUUGGUUGGUUGGUUGGUUGGGUU